AUGUAUAUAUAUCGGGGUGAACGGUUCUGUAAUUGUACUGUUUCUCAGACAUAUCUCAACAUGAAUGCUUUGGUCCUUGCACUCUUCGCCACCUUGGCCGUAGCCUCAGCCGCCCCUAGCUGGGGACACGGAGCUCUUCUAGCCGCUCCCGUAGCUCAUGGAGCCAUCCUCGCCGGUCCCGCAGCUCACGGAGCCGUUCUUGCUGGCCCACACGCCGCUGGAGCUGCUGUCAUUGGACCCGUUGCUGGAGCUAGUGCUGUCAUUGGACCCCGUACUCAUGGAGCUGUUGUUGCUGGACCCGUAGCUGGACCUAGCGCUGUUAUCGGACCCGUAGCUGCACCUAGCGCUGUUAUUGGACCCGUCAACCACGGUGCCCUCAUCACCCCCGCUGUUGCUGCCCCAGCUGUUGUCGCUGGUCCAGCUAUUGGUGUUGGAGCUUGGGGACUCGGUCAUGGUGCUUGGGGACUCGGUCAUGGUGCCUGGGCUGGUCAUGGAUGGGCCGGUCAUGGAUUAGCCGGACACUGGUAA
Messenger RNA from Diabrotica balteata, 528 nucleotides. The record is from the annotation of a GenBank genome assembly. Lineage: Eukaryota; Metazoa; Arthropoda; Insecta; Coleoptera; Chrysomelidae.